UGCCCCGGGGCAGCCGGGCUGAGGCUCCUGGCCCCGUGAUGCACAUCCCUGCAGGACCUGAGCACCGAGGCCUGAGGCCCAGGCCUGCCAUGCCACUGCUACGUCUGAGCCCGCGGGUGCUCCUGAUGCUCUUGCUGCUGCUGGGGGUCAUUCGGGCAGUGGCGGGUGCCACUAGGGCUGGCGGGGGUCGUCAGCCUGUCUUCCGCACCUUCUCAGCCAGCGACUGGGGCCUCACCCACCUGGUGGUCCACGAGCAGACCGGCGAGGUGUAUGUGGGCGCGGUGAACCGCAUCUACAAGCUGUCGGGGAACCUGACACUGCUGCGGGCCCACGUGACAGGCCCUGUGGAGGACAACGAGAAGUGCUACCCACCGCCCAGCGUGCAGUCAUGCCCGCACGGCCUGGGCAGCACCAACAAUGUCAACAAGCUGCUGCUGUUGGACUACGCUGCUAACCGCCUGCUGGCCUGUGGCAGCGCCUCCCAGGGCAUCUGCCAGUUCCUGCGGCUGGACGACCUCUUCAAGCUGGGCGAACCGCACCACCGCAAGGAGCACUACCUGUCGAGCGUGCGUGAGGCGGGCAGCAUGGCAGGGGUGCUCAUUGCCGGGCCGCCGGGCCAGGCCCAGGCCAAGCUCUUUGUGGGCACGCCCAUCGAUGGCAAGUCCGAGUACUUCCCUACGCUGUCCAGCCGCCGGCUCAUGGCCAACGAGGAGGACGCGGACAUGUUCAGCUUUGUGUACCAGGAUGAGUUCGUGUCGUCACAGCUCAAGAUCCCUUCAGACACACUGUCCAAGUUUCCGGCCUUCGACAUCUACUACGUGUACAGCUUCCGCAGUGAGCAGUUUGUGUACUACCUCACUCUGCAGCUGGACACACAGCUGACCUCGCCCGACGCUGCCGGCGAGCACUUCUUCACUUCCAAGAUUGUGCGGCUGUGUGUGGAUGACCCCAAAUUCUACUCGUAUGUCGAGUUCCCCAUCGGCUGCGAGCAGGCGGGCGUGGAGUACCGCCUGGUGCAGGACGCGUACCUGAGCCGGCCUGGCAGCGCCCUGGCUCGCCAGCUAGGCCUGGCUGACCAUGAGGAUGUGCUGUUCACCGUGUUUGCUCAGGGCCAGAAGAACCGUGUGAAGCCGCCCAAGGAAUCAGUGCUGUGCCUGUUCACGCUCAGGGCCAUCAAGGAGAAGAUCAAGGAGCGCAUCCAGUCUUGCUACCGUGGCGAGGGCAAGCUCUCUCUGCCCUGGCUGCUCAACAAGGAGCUGGGCUGCAUCAACUCGCCCCUACAGAUCGACGAUGACUUCUGUGGGCAGGACUUCAAUCAGCCACUGGGAGGCACGGUUACUAUAGAGGGCACGCCCCUGUUUGUGGACAAGGAGGAUGGCCUGACCGCCGUGGCUGCCUAUGACUACCGGGGCCACACUGUGGUAUUCACUGGCACUCGAAGUGGCCGCAUUCGAAAGAUCCUGGUGGACCUGGCCAACCCUGGCGGCCGGCCAGCCCUGGCCUACGAGAGUGUGGUGGCCCAAGAAGGUAGCCCCAUCCUUCGUGACCUGGUCCUCAGCCCUGACCGCCAGUACCUCUACGCCAUGACGGAAAAGCAGGUGACACGAGUGCCCGUGGAGAGCUGUGUGCAGUACACAUCAUGUGAGCUGUGCCUGGGCUCUCGGGAUCCCCACUGCGGCUGGUGUGUCCUGCAUAGCAUCUGCUCCCGUCGGGAUGCCUGUGAGCGGGCGGAUGAGCCUCAGCGCUUUGCCUCAGACCUGCUGCAGUGCGUGCAGCUGACUGUGCAGCCUCGCAAUGUCUCCGUCACCAUGUCCCAGGUCCCGCUGGUACUGCAGGCCUGGAAUGUGCCUGACCUCUCCGCCGGUGUCAACUGCUCCUUCGAGGACUUCACUGAGUCUGAGAGCAUUCUGGAGGAUGGCCGUAUCCACUGCCACUCGCCGUCCUCAGGGGAGGUGGCGCCCAUCACUCAGGGCCAGGGAGACCAGCGGGUGGUGAAGCUCUACCUGAAGUCUAAGGAGACGGGCAAGAAGUUUGCAUCUGUGGACUUCGUCUUCUACAACUGCAGUGUCCACCAGUCCUGCCUGUCGUGUGUCAAUGGCUCCUUCCCCUGCCACUGGUGCAAAUACCGCCACGUGUGCACACACAAUGCUGCCGACUGCGCCUUCCUGGAGGGCCGCGUCAAUGUGUCUGAGGACUGCCCGCAGAUCCUGCCCUCCACUCAGAUCUACGUGCCAGUGGGCGUGGUGAAGCCCAUCACCCUCACUGCCCGGAACCUGCCACAGCCACAGUCGGGCCAGCGUGGGUACGAGUGCCUCUUUCACAUCCCGGGAAGCCCGGCCCGUGUCAACGCUCUGCGCUUCAACAGCUCCAGCCUGCAAUGCCAGAACUCCUCGUACUCCUACGAGGGCAAUGACAUCAGCGACCUGCCUGUGAACCUGUCGGUGGUGUGGAACGGCAACUUCAUCAUCGAUAACCCUCAGAACAUUCAGGCCCACCUCUACAAAUGCCCGGCCCUGCGGGAGAGCUGUGGCCUCUGCCUCAAAGCUGACCCUCGCUUCGAGUGCGGCUGGUGCGUGGCUGAGCGCCGCUGCUCCCUGCGUCCCCACUGCCCUGCUGACUUGCCUGCUGCCUGGAUGCAUGCCCGCCAUGGCAGCAGCCGUUGCACCGACCCCAAGAUCCUCAAACUGUCACCAGAGACAGGCCCGCGGCAGGGAGGCACCAGGCUCACAAUCAUGGGUGAGAACCUGGGCCUGCGCUUCGAGGACGUGCGGCUGGGCGUGCGAGUGGGCAAGGUGCUGUGCAGCCCUGUGGAGAGCGAGUACAUCAGUGCCGAGCAGAUCGUCUGCGAGAUCGGAGAUGCCAGCACGGUGCGGGCCCAUGACGCCCUGGUGGAGGUGUGCGUGCGGGACUGUUCCCCCCAGUUCCGGGCCCUGUCGCCUAAACGCUUCACCUUUGUGACUCCAACCUUCUACCGCGUGAGUCCUGCCCGGGGGCCUCUUUCGGGGGGCACCUGGAUUGGCAUCGAGGGCAGCCACCUCAAUGCAGGCAGUGAUGUGGCCGUGUCUGUUGGCGGCCGGCCCUGCUCCUUCUCCUGGAGGAAUUCCCGGGAGAUCCGGUGUCUGACACCCCCCGGGCAGAGCCCUGGCAGCGCCCCCAUUGUCAUCAACAUCAACCGUGCUCAGCUUACCAACCCUGAGGUGAAGUACAACUAUACCGAGGACCCCACCAUCCUGAAGAUUGAUCCCGAGUGGAGCAUCAACAGUGGAGGGACCCUCCUAACAGUCAUAGGCACCAACCUGGCCACUGUCCGAGAACCCCGCAUCCGGGCCAAGUACGGAGGUGUCGAGAGGGAGAACAACUGCCUGGUGUACAACGACACCACCAUGGUGUGCCUGGCCCCAUCGGUGGACAACCCUUCCCGCAGCCCGCCCGAGCUGGGGGAGCGGCCUGAAGAGCUGGGCUUUGUCAUGGAUGACGUGCGUGCCCUGCUUGUGCUCAACUCCUCCUCCUUCCUCUACUUUCCCGACCCCGUGCUGGAGCCACUUAGCCCCACGGGCCUCCUGGAGCUGAAGCCUGGCUCCCCACUCAUCCUCAAGGGCCGGAAUCUCUUACCACCUGCACCUGGCAACUCAAGGCUCAACUACACGGUGCUCAUCGGCUCCACGCCCUGCAUCCUCACAGUGUCGGAGACGCAGCUCCUCUGCGAGUCACCCAACCUCACGGGGCAGCACAAGGUCACGGUUCGGGCUGGUGGCUUCGAGUUCUCCCCGGGCAUGCUGCAGAUGUACUCAGACAGCCUGCUGACCCUGCCCGCCAUCGUGGGUAUCGGCGGGGGUGGGGGCCUCCUGAUGCUUGUCAUCGUGGCGGUGCUCAUUGCCUACAAGCGCAAGUCUCGCGAUGCUGACCGCACCCUCAAGCGGCUGCAGCUCCAGAUGGACAACCUGGAAUCCCGUGUGGCCCUCGAAUGCAAGGAAGCUUUUGCAGAGCUGCAGACGGACAUCCACGAGCUGACCAAUGACCUGGAUGGUGCUGGCAUCCCCUUCCUCGACUACAGGACGUAUGCCAUGCGGGUGCUCUUCCCCGGCAUUGAGGACCACCCAGUGCUCAAGGAGAUGGAGGUACAGGCCAAUGUGGAGAAAUCACUGACACUGUUUGGGCAGCUGCUGACCAAGAAGCACUUCCUGCUGACCUUUAUCCGCACGCUGGAGGCCCAACGCAGCUUCUCCAUGCGCGACCGUGGGAACGUGGCCUCGCUCAUCAUGACAGCUCUGCAGGGCGAGAUGGAGUAUGCCACGGGCGUGCUCAAGCAGCUGCUGUCUGACCUCAUUGAGAAGAACCUCGAGAGCAAGAACCACCCCAAGCUGCUGUUGCGGCGGACUGAGUCAGUAGCAGAGAAGAUGCUGACCAACUGGUUCACCUUCCUUUUGUACAAAUUCCUCAAGGAGUGCGCAGGGGAGCCUCUGUUUAUGCUGUACUGCGCCAUCAAGCAGCAGAUGGAGAAGGGCCCCAUCGACGCCAUCACGGGUGAGGCGCGCUACUCCCUGAGUGAGGACAAGCUGAUCCGGCAGCAGAUCGACUACAAGAUGCUGACCCUGAACUGUGUGAACCCUGAGAACGAGAACGCACCUGAGGUGCCAGUGAAGGGACUCAACUGCGACACAGUGACGCAGGUCAAGGAGAAGCUGCUGGACGCUGUGUACAAGGGUGUGCCUUACUCCCAGCGGCCCAAGACUGGGGACAUGGACCUGGAGUGGCGCCAGGGCCGCAUGGCACGAAUCAUCCUGCAGGAUGAGGAUGUCACCACCAAGAUUGACAACGACUGGAAGAGGCUGAAUACUCUGGCUCAUUAUCAGGUGACGGAUGGGUCCUCGGUGGCUCUGGUGCCCAAACAGACGUCUGCCUACAACAUCUCCAACUCGUCCACCUUCACUAAGUCCCUGAGCAGAUAUGAGAGCAUGCUACGCACAGCCAGCAGCCCCGACAGCCUGCGCUCACGCACACCCAUGAUCACACCUGACCUGGAGAGCGGCACCAAGCUGUGGCACCUGGUGAAGAACCACGACCACUUGGACCAGCGGGAGGGUGACCGUGGCAGCAAGAUGGUCUCAGAGAUCUACCUGACGCGGUUGCUGGCCACCAAGGGCACGCUGCAGAAGUUUGUGGAUGACCUGUUUGAGACCAUCUUUAGCACGGCACACCGGGGCUCGGCCCUGCCACUGGCCAUCAAGUAUAUGUUCGACUUCUUGGACGAGCAGGCUGAUCAGCACCAGAUACACGACUCAGAUGUGCGCCACACCUGGAAGAGCAACUGCCUGCCCCUGCGCUUCUGGGUGAACGUGAUCAAGAACCCACAGUUUGUGUUCGACAUCCACAAGAGCAGCAUCACGGAUGCCUGCCUGUCGGUGGUGGCCCAGACCUUCAUGGACUCCUGCUCCACCUCUGAGCACAAGCUGGGCAAGGAUUCGCCUUCCAACAAACUGCUCUACGCCAAGGACAUCCCCAACUAUAAGAGCUGGGUGGAGAGGUACUAUGCUGAUAUUGCCAAGAUGCCUGCCAUCAGCGACCAGGACAUGAGUGCAUACUUGGCCGAGCAGUCGCGACUACACCUGAGCCAGUUCAACAGCAUGAGCGCCUUGCAUGAGAUCUACUCCUACAUCACCAAGUACAAGGAUGAGAUCCUGAUGGCCCUGGAGAAGGACGAGCAGGCUCGCCGGCAGCGGCUCCGGAGCAAGCUGGAGCAGGUGGUAGACACGAUGGCCCUGAGCAGCUGAGCCACCCACCACCACUGCCCAACGGGAGAUUAGUGAGAGGGCCGCAGGGUGGCCUCCAACGACAGCCAAAGCUGGGAGGUCCCUGGAGGCAGCCUUCCCCCACGUGUGCCGAGUGCCUGUGUGCUCGGGGCAGGCGUGCGGGCCAGCGUCCUCCCCGCCUCUCUUCCCCCUGGCUGGGGGUCCUGGUUCUUACUGGUGUGGGUGAGACGGUGCCUGCAGCACCCUCUGUGCCCAGAGCUGCUGGCCACAGGGCAGGUGGAUUCCAGUUGCAGCUGGAGACCUCGGAGACGCCGGAGACUGUUGAAGACCUGGAGAGUAAGGCUGGGCCCUCUGGGAGGAGGGAUGCCCGUCUGGUUGUCUCCUCGAAGCCAGGCUGGCGAGGCCAGAAGGGCCAGGAAGAGGGGCUGGAGGGGGUCAGCCUUCUCGGCUUCCCUGGCAGAGUAUAAGGGCUGAGGCCUGUCGGGCAGCCUGGGGAGGCUGAAUGCCAGGCCUGGCCCAGGUGAGCCGAAGUCAGUCUGGACUGUUGCCACCCGCCUGCCACCCUCACGCUUGCUGCUGCACCACACCACCAUCCUCCGAUUCACCGCGUGCUCUGCGGCGGAGGCAGGAGCACCUCGCCCAGAGAGAGGCCCAGCUCCCUCCUGUGGAGGGGCUGCAGGAAGGCAGCGCUCCCCGCUCCCAGGUGAAUUCCAGAAGGACUCAGCCACUCCCUGUGUGUCCUCAGGGCUGUGCCUCUGGGGGCCACUGGGGUCUGGAGCUCCGGUCAUGAGCACACAUUCCCAUUAUUUAUUCCUCCACUGCAUCCGCUCUGGGCAAGCUCUCCAGCAUGGAGCUCCUGGGAGCAGCCCGACUGUCCGAUUCCCUCCCUGCAUCUGUCUCCCCCUCUCUCCACAUCCACCUCCAGCGGCUUCCAGCCUGGCAUCUCGGCAGCAUGCUGGCCCCUCACACGCAAUGGGACGUCUGGGGCUAUUUUUUGUUCUUUAGGGGGAACAAAGAAACCCUGCUGCACUCUGUUGGGGUGGCCAGGAACAUGGCAGGGUCCUGGGUCAUACUCUGGCCUGGCUGGGAGCAGGACACAGUGACCAGAGGGCCUGGUGGUUGGCUCUGUCCACCCUGCCUUCAGUGAGCAAGAGAGAACAAAUUUUUAACUAAAACAAAACCUGUACAUUAGUAUAUAUAUGUGUGUGUGUGUAUAUAUAUAUAUAUGUAUAUAUAUAUAUGUGGCUCUAGCCUCAGUCUCCAGCCCCAGUGGGGUCCUGUAUAGCUGACUGGAGGAGGAGAAAUUUUACAAACAAUUUAGAAUAAGAAAAUUAAGGCAAUGGGAAAGCAAUACCAAAUGGUCGUGAAGCAAGUGGCCAGAUUCCCUGAGUGGAACACUCCAGGCCUCCACCCCUCGACCUGUGGUUUGUCCUGUUUUUUUGUUUUGUUUUGUUUGUUUUGAUGUAUAAAGGAGAGAACUUCUCUUGGCGCCCCACCCCCACCCCCACCCCCAGCUUCCAGGGCGAGGGGCUGUGAGUUCCUGCAUGACUGUGCUAGCGUUAAGUCUGACUUGAUCUUUUUAAAACUGCAAGUGUUGAAUACUAGAGAUGUUAGACACUUUUUAAAAUGUUUUUUAAUUAGUCACUUGUGAAAGCAGACAAGCGGCCCCCCUCUUCAAGUUCACUUUUUGACGGUACUAAAGAUUCCCAUGGACUUUAAGGGACAGCUAACUGUGGCCAGCGUCAUCUUGAGGACCCCGCUAAGCUGCAUGGGCCAGGCGGCACACCUUGGAGAUGGGUUAAGGGCGGCCCCUUGCGUGGGGAAGCAGUGGGAACUGAGAACCUGACUGGCACCGGGGAAAACGGUUCCCCCUCACCCGCUCCGGUGAUGAGCAGGCUGGUCUCCCGCCGCCGUGGAUGAGGAGCUGGAGCCCAGGCAGCCCCUCUGACACUCGUGCAGCCCGCGUGGGCUCGUCCCUGGGCCGGCGUGGGGGCAGAGCUGAGGCCUGUCGGAGAUUAAGCUUGCUUUUUGGUGGCCACUGCUCUGGCCUGGAUUCCAGUCCCAGGUGCACCCUGCUCCUCCGAUGCUGCCUGGCUGUGCCUGGGUGUGGACCUUGUUUCCUCCAAAGUCUUCCCUGGAUGCUGGCUUCCAGUGGAAGCCCUGUUCUUCCAGUUCCCUGCUCGGCCCUCUCCAGAAUCCAGUUCCAACCCUUCGUCCUGAGGCCUCCCGCCUGCAGACAGCCCCGCGCUCACCUCCCGAGGCUGCUCCUGGGCAGGCGGAGGGGAGGCCCACCUAAUAGCGCACACCUGUCAGGCGCAAGCACUUUAGCAAUAUCUGUUUACAUAUGAGCUGAUCAAGCUGAUUCUAAGCCUGCUGUCUGCUCAGUGCAGCAGGUCCCGCACCUCCCUUCCCGCCAGAUCUUGGAGUUAGGUUCUGAGUUCUUGUCAGUGGCUCUCAGUCCUCCAACCUCUGUAGCACCCCAGGCGCUGGGCCCAGGCACUGCACCACCACCUCCCAAGCAUUGUCCUGCCAGGGGCUCUGACCCCGAGCUCUGGCACUGGCCCUGGGGGUGUGGGGCCCUGGCAGGAGCCUGGAGAUGGAGUGCCACUGCAAUGAAGGCCCCUGUGCAGGCGCAGACCAGGGAGUCUGGGCUGCAGCACGGAGUGCUGUGCAGGGACACCCUCCCCCCGGGCACUGCUGCUAUGGCCUGUCCUGCCUCCGGCUCUCCCUUCCCACCUUCCCCACUCUUGUCUCAGGAGUGCCCGGGGACGGCUCACGCCUUGGUCUGGGAGCCCGGCCUCUCAAUAUACCUCGAGCUUGCCCUGCACUCCCUGACCCAGGGCGGAGCAGCCAGGGUCACCCCAAGAUGGAGGGCCCUAGAUGUUCCCCCCUCCCUGGUCUGACCUUGCUGAGAGCCUCCGCCCUGGUUCUCCCAGUUCUGGAUGUGAUGGCUCAUGUUGGUGCUAUACACGCUAGAAUAGAUGUAUUUACAGAGAGAUAUUUUUAAGACGAAGCCCACAACUAGCUGUCCUUUACCGCCACAGGGCCCCCACCCAAAAGAAGAGCAAUCACUCGCGGCCUGAGCCGCCCCUGCCACUGCCUCUCCCAGGAGCAGUGUGGCUGAAGGGGCGCUCAGCCCACAGAUUGUGUAAAUACACGGUCAUUUCCUAUUUUACUGUUCUUCAGAUUUAGUACUUGUAAAUACAAACAUUAAGGAGAGAUUAAACAUUUUUGCUAAA
Messenger RNA from Eptesicus fuscus (big brown bat), 8989 nucleotides. RefSeq names its product plexin A1 (gene PLXNA1). Gene Ontology annotation, molecular function: protein binding; semaphorin receptor activity. The record is from RefSeq and is a predicted model, not a curated record. NCBI's taxonomy places the organism in Eukaryota, Metazoa, Chordata, Mammalia, Chiroptera, Vespertilionidae. Gene Ontology annotation, cellular component: semaphorin receptor complex. Gene Ontology annotation, biological process: positive regulation of axonogenesis; regulation of GTPase activity; regulation of cell shape. Bases 39 to 5771 code for a protein of 1910 amino acids. The transcript is spliced from 32 exons.